CGAUAGAAGAGCAGCGGCAGCGGGGACCACUGCGGGGACCAUGGUGAGGCUGUUAAAAAAAUACAGUCUAGAAAGAUUCUGACGGCAACAUUCGUCAUCGUAAGGUUAUUUAUAAGUACCGUACCGCACCUUCUUGUACUGAGUAUCACUACCUGUGAACGUCGGAUGAUCUAACUUUCGAUCCAUCAUUUCGGCCAGCUUGAAAUAUUACUACGAUAUAUCACAAAUCCACAUAAUCAGACACGUAUUUCUGAAGCACGAAUCAAGUAAGAGAAGACCACCUACCAAAAUGAGUUUACAAUGGACAAUUAUUGCCAUCUUUUUAUACUCGGAGAUAGCUGUUGUUUUGCUGCUCGUCUUGCCAAUAGCAUCCCCGAGAAGAUGGCAGAGAUUCUUUAAGUCGAGGUUCCUCCAAAGCUUGAAUAGUCAAGCUUCAAUUUACUUUCUAGUGCUAUUGGCUAUUCUGGUCUUGUUUUUGCUUGAUGCCAUACGAGAAAUGCGCAAGUACUCUAAUCUGGAAGCAGGCGAACACAUUCAUUUGAACUCCGAAAUGCAAGGUAAUAUGAGGCUAUUCCGAGCUCAGCGAAAUUUUUAUAUUUCUGGAUUUGCUCUUUUCUUAAGCCUUGUCAUCCGGCGUCUCGUUACACUGAUUUCUGCCCAAGCUACACUAUUAGCUCAAAGUGAAGCUGCCAUGCGUCAGGCGGUAUCUGCAACUACUACAGCUAAAUCACUUCUGGCGCAGAAGUCAUCCGGAGAAAGUGCUCAGAAUGAUUCCAAUGAAGCUCAUAAUAAAGCAGUAUCUGAACUGAAAAAUCAAAUCAGUGAGUUGAACAAGCAGAUAUCUGAACUUGAGGCUGAUUUGCGGAGAGAAAGAAAGGACAAAGAAGCUGUCACAUCACAGGCAGAAUCUCUUGUCAAAGAAUAUGAUAGGCUUAGUGACGAACACGCUAAAUUACAAUGCAGCGGAGAUAAAAAGAUGGAAUAAAGCUAAUACCCUCUGCCAAAAAACGAAUGGUAUUCAUUCGUUCAGUUAUUUUUUUUGAAAACGUGUUCCGAUGGUAUGAAAUAUCCAGUGUCUCCUUAUCUUGAUAUGGAAGUACGAGUUAAGUCUUAUUUUUACGCUCAUCCCCAGGAUCAACGCAGUGUUCUUAGUGUGCGCAUGUAACCACCGGCUCAUAUCUAGCUAUCCAUAAUAGAAUCAAUUGGGUGGCAUACUUUUGAUAUACCAUUAUGACUAAUUGGUUAGCGAUAUUUAUCGAGACUAAUCAGGACUAUGUGAGAUGUUACCUCAGAUCAAUGAAUACCGUACCAGCCUCUGGUAUAACGUUAACCGUAAAGUUUUAUACCCGUCUUUUCGUUUUGUAAUAAGUUGUAAGUUUCUGGAUAAUAAGAGACGUCUGAAAAUUA
Athalia rosae (coleseed sawfly) is the source of this 1407-nucleotide messenger RNA. RefSeq names its product B-cell receptor-associated protein 31. The transcript is spliced from 3 exons. The record is from RefSeq and is a predicted model, not a curated record. Gene Ontology annotation, cellular component: endoplasmic reticulum membrane; endoplasmic reticulum. The coding region runs from base 290 to 985 and encodes 231 amino acids. Gene Ontology annotation, biological process: intracellular protein transport; endoplasmic reticulum to Golgi vesicle-mediated transport. NCBI's taxonomy places the organism in Eukaryota, Metazoa, Arthropoda, Insecta, Hymenoptera, Athaliidae.